Messenger RNA from Anolis sagrei ordinatus, 938 nucleotides. The record is from RefSeq and is a predicted model, not a curated record. NCBI's taxonomy places the organism in Eukaryota, Metazoa, Chordata, Lepidosauria, Squamata, Anolidae.
AAGCGCGGCGAGAGGGCGGUUUGCGCCUGCGCAGUGCCACCCUCCUGCUUGGUCCCCCUUUCCAACGGCCCAUUGGGACUGGGAUGGCGGGGGCCCGAGAGGUGGUGACGCUCCAGCUGGGGCCCUACGCGGGCUGCGUGGGUGCCCAUUGGUGGGGACUGCAGGAAUCUUCAUACAUCUCUGAUUCCGCGACUGCAAGAUCCGACGAGACCCUUCACCACAAUGUGCUCUUCCGGCCGGGAAGAUCCUCCCAAGGGCAGGAGACGUACACCCCCCGCCUCAUCCUCAUGGACCUCAAAGGGAACAUGGGCUCUUUGAAGCAGGAGGGAACCUUGUACCACGAUACCAAUACCGACACCCCCGUGGCAUGGAAGGGGACUCUGACGACACACCGAGAAGAUCCGUCUCCUGUUAACCCCUUCCUAAAAGGCCUUGGCAGGUCAGAGGAUAACAGGUCUUCUGGCAGCGGCUAUUCUCCUAGGACCCUUCCCGGUGAUGCUGAGCGGCAGCAUGAAGCUCCAGAGACGCUUCCCUCGGAGGCCACGGCACACGUUUGGUCGGAUUUCCUCCGGACAUCUCUGCACCCCCGGAGCACAUUAGCCAUCCAACAGUACAGUCACGAAGGGGAUUCGAGUCAACUCGAGGCCUUUGGGCAAGGAGAAAAGCUGCUACAAAGCGCUGCGUAUGCCGAGGAGCUGGAAGACAGGCUGCAUUUCUAUGUGGAAGAAUGUGACUACCUGCAGGGUUUCCAAGUCCUCUGCGACCUGCACAGCGGUUUUUCAGGCAUUGGGGCGAAGGUUACCGAGCUACUUCAAGACGAGUAUGCCGGGAAAGGAGUCCUGACGUGGGGCCUGGCUCCAAUGCACAAGUCUGCAGUGAGUAUGAAAGAGUUCAUGCACUAUAUUACACCUAAACAUUAGGACAGCAAGAGCUAUUUG